Messenger RNA from Tremella mesenterica DSM 1558, 1419 nucleotides. RefSeq lists its product as uncharacterized. Lineage: Eukaryota; Fungi; Basidiomycota; Tremellomycetes; Tremellales; Tremellaceae. Bases 1 to 1419 code for a protein of 472 amino acids. The record is from RefSeq and is a predicted model, not a curated record. The transcript has 4 exons.
AUGACCCCAGCUGCUCCUCUGAUCAUACUCGUGAUCCUCUGGUAUUUUCUCGCUCUCAAGGGACAGGCUUCCAAAAUAAUAUGGAUUCUUCUCAACCUUCUAGACACCCUUCGAGCACUUCGUCAAACCCGACCGAACGGAAGACGGAUCGGGGUUGUCACCCGACGAAAAGCCAUGCGAGAGACUUUGACUGGAUGGAUCGUUUUUGUUACGGUCUCUCAACUUGAACCUUUGGUGGAUAACGUCAUCGGAUGGUUGCCCCUUUACUCGACAAUGAGAAUGAUCACCUCAGCCGCAUUCUUCGCUUCUCGUACUUCUUCAUCUCUCACCCUUUUCAAAACUUUCAUUGCUCCUCUGCUGGCCCAAUACGCAGAUUCCAUCGAUCUCACCAUUUUGCUCAUUGAAUCUGUCGCGUUAUUGGUUUGGCACUUCACUUUGGAACUGCCGCUCGAAACCCUCAAAAUAUACCUGAAACAGGUGCCUUACAUUCCGGGCAUUCUUUCGUUUUCUCCGGACGUUGUCGACAUCCUCGACCCACUUCGUACAGAAGAUCAGCUUGUUACCGACGACUCUCCCUCCGCCACUCCAUCUGCUGUCGACCCUUCAGCUCCUCAACCAGCUACCACAUCUCCUGUAAGCGAAACCGAGGGACCUCCCCUACAACAACGCCAGUCAACUACGACUAUCCCUUGUGUACAUGACAACCCCACGACCACACCCGCAACAUCUCUUCCCACGCCCCAAGCAUAUCCAAGUCUACCCACCGAUUCCAUCAACAUUAUCAAUGACCCAGAACCUCGUCCCCUUCACAACCAAAGAACACUGCGCAGCUCCCGGUCUACCAUCUCUCUGACCAGUACCAAAUCUGAUCGUCCUUCAUCCCGCAUCACUACAUCGUCAAUCCGGUUAAAAUCAGUCAACAUCCCCUCCGCCCCUGCUGUUCCCUCAAUAACCCACAAACCGGAAAAACCCACACUCAAACCACUCAUCGGGACAGAAGUCAAAUCGGCUCCUUCGAGACUUGGCACACUCCCUACUUUACCCACUAUACGACAAUCUAGUACAGGUCCUUUCCCUCAGAGAGAUCGACAAGCUACAGCAUACCGUUUAUCAGGGUCGAGACCUGUCACUGGACAAGUUGAGUUGUCCCGUUCGAUAUCGACUACCAAUACGUCCAUUAAGACUGUUCCCACUAUGGAAGCAUUGUUCAAGGGACAUAAUCAAGAAAAGUCACACGCCAUAAAGAGAGCAAUGACAAGAUCUACGACCGAUGGUUAUCUCACUCGUCCGAUAGGUGGAAAGAAGGGAGGUGAGAGAUUGGCUUCCAAGGUUGGAGAAAAGAGGUUGCACGUAUUGAGGGAAAUUGACGGACCUGAAAGUAAGAAACCAAAAUUGGGUUCUGUUCCUUCAUCUCAUUAG